Messenger RNA from Spinacia oleracea (spinach), 1733 nucleotides. RefSeq names its product cytochrome P450 81Q32. The transcript is spliced from 2 exons. Lineage: Eukaryota; Viridiplantae; Streptophyta; Magnoliopsida; Caryophyllales; Amaranthaceae. The record is from RefSeq and is a predicted model, not a curated record. Gene Ontology annotation, molecular function: oxidoreductase activity, acting on paired donors, with incorporation or reduction of molecular oxygen; iron ion binding; heme binding. The coding region runs from base 67 to 1581 and encodes 504 amino acids.
AUUUAAUAUAUAGUUAAAGAACACAAACUUUAGAAUAGUCUCUCAAACAUUAAGCAACACACAAAGAUGUUAACAUGGGUAAUCUCACUUAUGUUCAUAUCAUUAAUAGUUUAUAAGUUGUUAUUAUCAAACACAAAUAAGAAAAGGUUACCCCCAAGUCCACCAUCACUACCCAUAAUCGGGCACCUUCACAUGCUAAAACAACCCCUUCACGAGUGUUUCCACAAUAUAGCCACCAAGUAUGGAGAAAUCAUACUCCUUAAAUUCGGUGUUCGUAAUGUCCUCCUCAUCUCCUCCCCUAACGCAGUUCAGGAAUGUCUUGUUAAAAACGACACCGUAUUUGCUGACAGACCCAACACACUUGUUGGAACACUGUUGCACUACAACAAUACCUCGAUUGCGUUUUCGCCUUACAAUGAUCACUUCCGUACACUUAAACGACUCUUGACUCAGGAGGUGUUUUCAUCAACUAAGGCUCCUCUUUUCUCUUCAAUUCGUGUUGAUGAAUGUCGUAUCCUUCUCCGCGAUUUGUGGUCGGAAACAGAAGCUAAUACUCAGAAGCCAAUGAAGAUCAGUAUCAAUAAAGGGGUUAUGGAAUGUGGGCUUAAUAUUAUGACCAGGAUUACUUCUGGGAAAAGGUACUACGGAAAGGAUGUGGAGAAUAUUGUUAUAGCGAAUGUGUUCAGAACCUUAAUGAAGGAGGGAUCAGUUCUAAGUGCAGCUGAUAAUCCAGGGGAUUUUCUACCAAUGUUGAAGUUUUUGUUUAGAGGUUUGAAGAAGAAGAUGUUAGCGUGGAUGGAGAAAACAGACAGCUUUUACCAACGGAUCCUUGAUGAGCGAAAGAAAAUGGAUGGUAGUAGUACUAGUACUAAGGCUGUAAUCGAUGUUCUAAUUUCAGCUCAAAAACAGGACCCUGUAUUCUUCACAAACGAAGUGAUUAAAGGUAUGCUUAUGGUACUAAUACUUGCUGGAUCAGACACAACAGCAUCCACCAUAGAAUGGGCAUUAUCACUUCUCCUAAACCAUCCUGAAGAAAUGAACAAGGCACAAUCAGAGAUUGAUGCAGUUAUAGGACAUGAUCGCUUAUUAAAUGAAGAAGAUAUUUCCAAACUACCUCAUCUUCAAAAUAUUGUAAACGAGACACUUCGUUUGUACCCACCAACACCACUUCUUCUCCCACACCAAUCGUCAGAUGAUUCUACAAUUUGUGGUUAUGAGGUACCACGAGGAACGAUGUUGAUGGUUAGUCUUUGGACCAUUCAUAGGGAUCCAAAGGUAUGGGAUGAACCAGAAAAGUUCAUUCCAGAGAGAUUUGAGGUCAAGGAUGCAGAACUUAUGUAUAAGCUUUUACCAUUUGGACUUGGUAGGAGGGCUUGUCCGGGGACUUCUAUGGGUAAAAAAGCUGUGUGUUUGGUGUUAGGUUCACUAAUUCAUUGUUUCGACUUUCAAAGGAUUGGUAAAGAGAUGGUGGAUAUGUCUCAAUGCAAUGGACUUACUAUGCCUAAAGCUAUACCAUUGGAAGCCCUUUGCAAAGUUCGUCCUUGUAUGGCUAAUUUACUUGCUAAAGAAUUCAAUCUAUAAAAGAGUAAUGUGUAUGUCUUAUUCCAUGUACCACAUUACUAGUUAGGACUUCAACUGUGAUAACCCUAGCUUGCAUACUUUCUUUUAUGGAAUAAUUAAUUAAUAAUUGCAAUGCUUGUACGUUUUAAUAGGAAUAAAAAAUAUCUUUUUUC